AUGAUCUCCAACCUCCGUCGGCUGGUGGCAGAUCACGCCGCUCUGCACUCUAAGCUUCCGCCGUACUACGUAUUGCCGCAAGAUGAUGCUCACUUUUCUGGAGGUGAUGACCUAUCGCAGUUGACUAUUUUGUUGACCGGUCCGCCGGGGACUCCCUACUCUAAUGGCUUGUGGCGAUUACAUCUGAAGAUACCGGAGGAUUAUCCCAAUAGUCCGCCUAAAGCUACUUUUCGAACUCGGAUAUGGCAUCCCAAUGUGGAGGAACAGACUGGUGCUGUGUGCGUGGAUACAUUGAAGAGAGACUGGCAGUCUAAAUUGACUCUCCGAGAUGUUCUCAUUACUAUCUCUUGCCUUCUUAUCCAACCCAACCCAGACUCAGCUCUGAAUUCUACAGCAGGAAACCUGCUACGCGAAGACUACGAUACUUUCGCCCAUCAGGCGAAACUGAUGACGUCCAUCCACGCCCCGAUCCAAUCUGACGUUCAGGCUGCUGUGAAAGAAGCAAAACACCGCGGCGAGGAUCCUAGCUCCAUACCUCAAACCAAAGACACCCACUCCCACUCUUACUCCCAGCGCCCAAGAAAACAACAACGUAUCAGAAGCAAUAUACCAAAGAAAACAAGCCACCGGUCUACCACACCUGAAUAUAUCCAGCCACCCCGUGACAUUGUUCCUCCACCACAACCCAUAGUUACCGAUGAUCAAAUGCAAAUAAGCGACGACGAAAACGAAAACGACGACCCAAUCAGUGCAAGCAAAGAAAACAAUCCUUCUCUCUCCCCAACUCUUCCCAUUCACCUCGCACCACCAUCUAUCAGACCUCGCAAGAACGCAUUCGGAAAGAGGCCAUUAUCCGUCCUCUCAAUCGCAUACCCCGAAGACCCAGAUACAGAAAUGAUGCUGGUAGACUCAGAAUCAGACCUAGAGAACGAUAACGAAGCAUCAAAGUCGAACAGUCUGAGCGCUAGCUCUUCCGAUAAAAACAUUGCCGCCAACUCUUUUUCAUCUGUUAACACCAACUUCUCUCGACCUUUACGCAAAUCACCUUCUGCUUCUCCGCAACGCAAAACACCUCGACUUGGACCGAAUAGGAGGGAGAACACACCUACGUGUUUCCGUGAGGAUGUUCAGAUCUAUGAGGAUGUACCGGAUCGCACGGUGACUGAUGCCUCGCGCCGUUUUGCUGGCGAUGGGAAAGAGAACCGUGAUACUGCUAGUGGGUCCCGUGGUCUCAAGGAGGCGCGUGGGUUGUUCGCUGGACAGAUCGGACACUCUGUUAGUUCAUCUGCGAUGUCGAUGGGUCUAGCACCGAAUUCGACGGCUUCGCCCGCGUCACCGGGCAAAAACCCCUUGAACGCUUCGAAGAAGGUCCUUGGUCGUGUACAAAAGGGACUGAAUGUGAAGAUGAAGCCGCGAAUUGGUGUACGACGGCUUUGA
Messenger RNA from Penicillium angulare, 1437 nucleotides. Its product is annotated as putative ubiquitin conjugating enzyme E2. Bases 1 to 1437 code for a protein of 478 amino acids. The record is from RefSeq and is a predicted model, not a curated record. Lineage: Eukaryota; Fungi; Ascomycota; Eurotiomycetes; Eurotiales; Aspergillaceae. The transcript has 3 exons.